This is a messenger RNA of Micropterus dolomieu (smallmouth bass), 2751 nucleotides long. RefSeq names its product transmembrane protease serine 9-like. Gene Ontology annotation, molecular function: serine-type endopeptidase activity. Gene Ontology annotation, biological process: proteolysis. The transcript has 11 exons. Bases 1 to 1725 code for a protein of 574 amino acids. Lineage: Eukaryota; Metazoa; Chordata; Actinopteri; Centrarchiformes; Centrarchidae. The record is from RefSeq and is a predicted model, not a curated record.
AUGGCUUUCUACAAAGUGAUCUGUGUGGCGACUCUGCUGACUCUCCUGACACAAGAGUGUCACUCACAACUAAGUGUGUGUGGUCAGCCUCCGCUCAACACCAGGAUUGUUGGAGGACAGGUGGCCCCUGCAGGCAACUGGCCCUGGCAGGCCAGUCUGCAAACCUCUGGGUCCCACUUCUGUGGAGGAACCCUCAUUAACAAUCAAUGGGUGCUGACUGCUGCUCAGUGCUGCGCAAGAUCAGGCGUAAGCACGAGCACUCUGGUUGUGUCUCUAGGUCUCCAGAGUCUACAGGGAUCAAACCCCAAUCAAGUGUCUCGCACAGUAUCACAGAUCAUCGUUCAUCCCAACUUUAACUCUGGAACUUUUGACAACGACAUCUGCCUCCUGAAGCUCUCCUCACCGGUGACUUUCACCACCUACAUUCAGCCCGUCUGUCUGGCAGCCACAGGCAGCAACUUCUACAGGGGGACUGUCUCCUGGUCCACCGGCUGGGGCAAUGUUGGAACUGGAGUGUCUCUUCCUUUCCCACAAAACCUAAUGGAGGUGCAGCAGCCGAUUGUAGGAAACAGAGAGUGUAACUGUAACUACGGAGUGGGUGUGGUCACAGACAACAUGAUGUGCGCAGGGUUCAGUGCUGGAGGGAAGGGCAUCUGUCAGGGGGAUGGAGGAGGUCCGCUGGUGAGCAAGCAGGGUGGUCGCUGGAUCCAGGCGGGAAUUGUGACUUUUACCAGUAGUAGGGGCUGUGCCCAGCCUAAUCUCCCAUCAGGCUACACCCGGGUGUCCCAGUAUCAGUCCUGGAUCAACAGCCAGAUCACCAGCAACCAGCCAGGCUUCAUCACCUUUACCUCCAGUGGGACUGAUGGUGACCUCAGAGUUACCUGUUCUGGCCUGCCACCAUCAAUACCCCAAGUGUGUGGUCUGCCUCCGCUCAACACUAAGAUUGUUGGAGGACAGGUUGCCUCUGCAGGCAGCUGGCCCUGGCAGGCCAGUCUGCAAAUCUCUGGGUUCCACUUCUGUGGAGGAACCCUCAUCAACAAUCAAUGGGUGCUGACUGCUGCUAACUGCUUCUACAGUACAGGCAUAACCACAAGCAUUCUGACUGUGGUUCUGGGUCUCCAGACUCUACAGGGAUCAAACCCCAAUCAAGCGUCUCGGACAGUAUCACAGAUCAUCAUUCAUCCCAACUAUAACCCCGCAAAUUUGGAUAACGACAUCUGCCUCCUGAAGCUCUCCUCACCGGUGGCUUUCACUUCCUACAUCCAGCCCGUCUGCCUGGCAGCUCCAGGCAGCACCUACUACAAGGGGACUCUCUCCUGGGCCACCGGAUGGGGUAGAAUUGGAUCUGGAGUGCCCCUUCCAUCCCCAGGAAACCUCAUGGAGGUGCAGCUGCCAAUUGUGGGGAACAGACAGUGUAGCUGUACCUAUGGAUUGAACAUUGUCACAAACAACAAGAUGUGCACCGGGUUGAGUACUGGAGGAAGGGACAUCUGUCAGGGGGAUGGAGGAGGUCCGCUGGUGAGCAAGCAGGGCGGUCGCUGGAUCCAGGGGGGAAUCACGAGUUUUACCAGUAGUAGAGGCUGUGCCCAGCCUAAUAUCCCAUCAGGCUACACCCGAGUGUCCCAGUAUCAGUCCUGGAUCAACAGCCAGAUCACCAGCUUCCAGCCAGGCUACUACACCUACACGUCCACUGGGACUGACGGUGACCUCAGCAUCACCUGUUAAUCACAAAAAACCUACACCCUAACGGUGAUCUGGCGGUGAGCAGAGCGGCUCUUGGUUCCAGGCAGCAGUGUUGUUAGUUGGAAACAACGCCACCUUCCUGGCUCAGACACCAACACCACCAGCAACAACAGCAACAGCACAGCUGCCGGCAACAUACCAACUACCAGCGGGGGCGCUCCUGCUCACUCCCCCUUCUUCUUCUUCUCAGUGUGACAGAAUCUGAAUGGCAACUGCUUUGUCUCUAAAAUGAAGGGUGUAAUUUAUGGGUGUAAAAUUAAUAAAUUAAUGACAAUGAAUUGUUUAAGCAGCACUGAACAAAUGUAGGUAUAUGUAGCCUGGCAUACCAGCGUGUCAAGGUUUUUGAAGGAUCCAGAUGUUACGCAAAGACAAGAUGAUAAUUAGUCAUUUACAUAAAACUUCCCCUUCAAAUAACUGAAAACAGGAUGGUGUUUAUUGAUUACAUUGCAGGUAUAUUAAACUCAUGCUAUCGUGAAUUUCUUACAGUCGUUAACAAAUGGAUUAAAAAACUUAAGGAGCAUAUUUUAGAGGUCAGAGGAACACAUGUCCAUCAUGUACCUAUCUGAGCUAGUGUACCUUAAUGUACAAUUAUAUCUAAAGUGAACAAGCAGCAUUUGCUCUAAAAAAUUCUUAAACUGAACUUUACAUUGAUAAUAAUUUGGUUUGAAAGAUAAAUGUCAAUAUUAAGUCUUGUCAAGUUUUGCCGUGGCAACAACUGUCCUGUAGAUGUGAAAGUGCUGAAUAAUUAACCCCUUUGAUUUUUUUUAUCACAAUAACCUGGUUUUUAAUUAAGGGAAAUCCUUUCUGUCGGCUUUGAGCACAUGUAUGAACUCAACUCAUGCAGUCUAAUCUAAAUGUCCUGCAGUAAAUCCUCCUUCAUGAUGGUUAUAAUCUGUUUGUGUUGAAACUGUUUUAGAGAUGUGCUGAUUCAACUGUAUGGUCAUUCUGGAGGCUGAAGUUGUGUUUCGUAGCCACAUGCAUGUAUCAAAUAAAAAAAACUGAACAUUU